This is a messenger RNA of Symbiodinium natans, 561 nucleotides long. Lineage: Eukaryota; Dinophyceae; Suessiales; Symbiodiniaceae. The record is from the annotation of a GenBank genome assembly.
AUGCCGAUACUUACGGAAAUCCGGGCUCCUUCUGCCCCACCUUUGCGGCCACAGGCUGUGGAUGCCCAGAAUGGUAACCUGGCCUUGCACAUCUCGGCGCAAAAUGGCCACAUGGGGCUGACCAGCUUCCUGCUGGAAAGCCGUCGCCUGGCAGCGAUAAGAGAGCUUGCCUACAGGCCUUUAGGUGCGAACGUCAACGCGCAGAACUUCAACGGCCAAACAGCCCUGCACAUGAGCGUCGAGUAUGACAUGUACUUCCAGACCAAGCUCCUUCUCGAUGCAAAAGCAGAUCCCAACCUCGAAAACAGUGGUGGCCACAAAGCACUGACAGGCCUGGAAGGCGCCAAGACCGGUACAGAUGCCUGGGACAAUCCCAUGAACAUCCUCAAAGCCGCGAGUGACACAGAAGAAGAGCUCAAGCUGGCAUUCGAAGCGUUGGCUGCUGCCGACGCUAAGGACUUGGACCGGGUCGUGCUGGCUCAGACAGGCAUGCGCAAGCGAAAGCAGUGCCCACAGCACUGGAAUGCGGACCGCUUCAAGGAGAUCAUGCAGAAGUUCUGA